AAUCUCAGUUUAGAAGAUAAAUAUUAUGUUUUACGAAUAGAAUCUGCUUUUUAACAUAGCGUGACAUAACAUUAUUACAUCUGAAUAUAAAACGAUUUCUAGGUAUACGGUACCGCGAAGUCUGUAUGUGGAAAACCCAUUUUUCUGACUGCACCUAAAGGCAGCACUGUAUGAGCUAAUCUGUAGCGGAGGGAGCCUGCCGCCGCAGCGUGGAUAUGUCGGACCCGGCUACACAGGCCUUACAGCCCCGGCUUCUCCAAGCCCAGUCGAGUGGCUCAGCGGGGUCCGGCACAGGGAACAGCGACCCGGUUAGACCAGGACUUAGCCAGCAACAGCGUGCGAGCCAGAAGAAAGCCCAAGUCCGAGCUUUCCCACGGGCGAAAAAGCUUGAGAAACUUGGCGUGUUCUCCGCGUGCAAGGCCAGUGACACAUGCAAGUGCAAUGGAUGGAAAAACCCGAACCCCCCCUCAGCUACACGGAUGGAUCUGCAGCAGCAAGCAGCUAGCCUGAGCGAGCCCUGCCGCAGCUGUGGACAUGCCCUGGCUGAUCACGUGUCGCAUCUGGAGAACGUGUCUGAGGAUGAGAUUAACAGACUAUUGGGAAUGGUGGUUGAUGUGGAGAAUCUUUUCAUGUCUGUACACAAAGAGGAGGACACUGAUACCAAACAAGUGUACUUCUACCUUUUCAAGCUGCUGAGGAAAUGCAUCCUACAGAUGAGUCAGCCUGUUGUAGAGGGAUCCCUCGGAAGCCCACCUUUUGAAAAGCCCAACAUCGAGCAGGGCGUUUUGAAUUUCGUACAGUACAAGUUCAGCCACCUUGCCCCAAAGGAGAGACAGACCAUGUUUGAACUGUCAAAGAUGUUUCUCAUAUGUCUGAAUUACUGGAAGCUUGAGACACCAACACAGUAUCGUCAGCGUACCCAGAAAGAUGACGCAACAGCAUACAAGUUGGACUACACCAGGUGGUUGUGCUACUGCCACGUCCCGCAAAGUAACGACAGUUUGCCGCGCUAUGAGACCACGCAGGUGUUUGGCCGAAACUUGCUCAAGUCCAUCUUUACGGUUACUCGCCGCCAGCUCCUGGAGAAGUUCAGAGUGGAGAAGGACAAACUGCUGCCAGAGAAACGCACACUUAUUCUUACGCACUUUCCCAAGUUCCUGUCGAUGCUGGAAGAAGAAAUAUAUGGUGAAAAUUCACCCAUAUGGGAGGCGGGCUUCACCAUGCCAGCCUCAGACAGCACGCAGAUUGGACAUCAGACCGUGAUCAGUCCUGCUUCAGGGUCUGGGUCUCCUGCUUUGUCCAAAUGUCUGAACAGCACCUCCUCUCUGGGCAGCACUGACAUGGGAGGUGUAGAGCCCAUCACAGGGGACAAACGCAAACUUCCAGAGGCAUUGACGCUGGAAGAUGCCAAGAGGAUCCGUGUGAUGGGGGACAUUCCUAUGGAGCUGGUGAAUGAAGUCAUGAUGACGAUCACUGAUCCUGUAGCUAUGCUCGGACCGGAGACUAAUUUGCUGACACCUAAUGCUGCCCGUGACGAGACCGCAAGACUAGAGGAGAGACGAGGCAUCAUAGAGUUCCAUGUCAUCGGAAACUCCCUUUCCCAAAAGUCCAACAAGAAGAUCCUGAUGUGGCUGGUUGGCCUUCAGAACGUCUUUUCCCAUCAGUUACCACGCAUGCCCAAAGAGUACAUCACACGACUCGUGUUUGACCCGAAGCACAAAACCUUAGCCCUCAUUAAAGAUGGCCGCGUCAUUGGAGGCGUCUGUUUUAGGAUGUUUCCCACUCAGGGCUUCACAGAGAUCGUCUUCUGUGCUGUCACAUCCAACGAGCAAGUCAAGGGUUACGGCACCCACCUGAUGAACCACCUGAAGGAGUACCACAUUAAACACAACAUCCUUUAUUUCCUCACUUAUGCUGACGAGUAUGCCAUUGGCUACUUCAAAAAGCAGGGGUUUUCCAAAGACAUUAAAGUGCCGAAGAGUCGAUACCUGGGAUACAUCAAAGACUACGAAGGAGCAACCCUGAUGGAGUGUGAGCUAAACCCUAGAAUCCCCUACACAGAGCUUUCUUACAUCAUUAAAAGACAGAAGGAGAUUAUUAAGAAGCUGAUUGAGAGAAAACAGAGUCAAAUCAGAAAGGUUUACCCAGGUCUCACCUGCUUCAAAGAGGGUGUACGACAGAUUCCAGUGGAAAGCAUCCCUGGAAUAAGGGAGACAGGCUGGAAACCCAGUAACAAGGACAAAGGGAAAGAGGUGAAGGACCCCGAUCUGUUGUACAACUUGCUGAAGAACCUCCUGGCACAAAUAAAGACUCAUCCUGAUGCGUGGCCCUUCAUGGAACCUGUGAAGAAAUCUGAAGCUCCUGAUUACUACGAAGUCAUCCGCUUUCCCAUUGACCUGAAGACCAUGACAGAGAAACUGAAGAACCGAUACUACGUGACCAAGAAGCUUUUUAUCGCGGACCUGCAGCGAAUCAUCAGCAACUGCCGCGAGUACAACCCUCCGGACAGCGAGUACUGCAAGUCUGCCAACACCCUAGAGAAGUUCUUCUACUUUAAAUUAAAAGACGGUGGCCUGAUAGAGAAAUAAACUACUGCUCAUGUGAAAAAAUAUUGGCACCAUUGUCAUAUCUGGGUUCAGAAACAGAUAUGAAUACCAUACAUUUUGCAGGGGAGUGUCAAAAUGAUAUCCUCUUCAAGUCUUCUUCUAACAUUUCCCAGAACUCAGCGGGAGUGAAUCAUUCAUGCCUCAUGGAGAGUACCAAAGUCUUACAGGUCCAGGAUUUAAAACUGCUUCUGCUCUCGCUGUUAUUUACUGACGCAUAUUCAUUGUCAUUGAUGAUGGUUUAAUUGCAUAAAACAAGUCACAGGAGACAGUGUAGCUGUUAGAAAACUGAAUAUCGGGACCUAAAGCCAUGUUGCCUUUUGUUACUGAAAGACACUUGAACAUCCCAGCCAGUUUCACGGGUGUGAAGUUGGCCUUUCUCAGAGGAUUCGUUUGGAGAGUGACAGUACUUUGCUCAAAAUACUGAGUCCACUUGAAUCGGCCAUUAAUUGAGAAAUGUAUAUAGUUGUUACUUGGUUAUGAUGUGAAAAUAGUUGAUUUUCUUUUUUCCUCAAAUACUGGUCCGUCAUUUUCCUUUUGAUUAUAGAGUAACCAUUUUUAUUAUCAGUUAGGAAAACAGUUUUUAACGCAUUGUUUACUCUAAACAAUUUGACUGCACAUCCAAACUGUGCUAACCGAUGGAUUUGGUUUCUGAUUUUUCCUGUGCCAAACUAAGCAAUUUCCAGAAGGCUAAUGCUUUCAUGAUCACAUCAUGAUACACUUUCAUAAUAUCCAAGAAACUCUUCAAGUAUUGCAAGGUUUUGUAACACAUGCAAUGUCCAGGUCUCAUUUGGCUUCGCUUUGAAAUGCCUCUACUGGUGAACCACAUGCGUUGGCCCCGAUUUAGUUUUUUUUUCAUCAGUUUUCACAAACAUGAUACAAAUAGUUUUUUGCAUACAGCCACAAUGUUUUGUUUGUUACUUGUUUGCUGGAUCACGUUCGCUGGGGAGAAUCUAACCAGUAAGACUUCCAGAGUAUUCGGGCUUUAGGUUGAGCAUUAAGACAUUGAUUUAUUUCUCACACCAUAUUGACUGCACACAACAGUUUACAUUUGUCCUUUUCCAAAAUGACUUACUUUGUUUUUGCUGUUUACGCAUUUGCUAUUUACUCAAACAAAUUGUUUUCAAUUAUUAGUCAGUGUCAAAGUGCUUCCUGAGAUGCAUCCAGUUUUUCAGGGAAAUAAAUGUCAAAUGCUGACUGAUUCAGCUUAUUGAAUGUUUCAUUGACACUGUAUGUAUGUAUGUAUUUAUGUGUGUGAUAAUCUUUUAUUUUGUACUUGAAGAGCUUUGUUGAAGUGAUAUCAGUGCUUCAUUGUUCAGGGUUUUCAAUAAUGCGUUUCACCUUAAAUCCACCUAUGCUGCAUUUCAAUCCAGUAAAAGAAGCUUCAAUCGGAGUGAAGUUUUCGGCUGUUGAGUUGAAUGCAAUUUACUGUAAAACUGUUCAUGACAAUAAAUGACUUUUUUUAUAUAUGCA
This is a messenger RNA of Girardinichthys multiradiatus, 4076 nucleotides long. Its product is annotated as histone acetyltransferase KAT2A-like. The coding region runs from base 216 to 2588 and encodes 790 amino acids. The transcript has 18 exons. NCBI's taxonomy places the organism in Eukaryota, Metazoa, Chordata, Actinopteri, Cyprinodontiformes, Goodeidae. Gene Ontology annotation, molecular function: protein binding; histone H3 acetyltransferase activity. The record is from RefSeq and is a predicted model, not a curated record. Gene Ontology annotation, biological process: chromatin remodeling; positive regulation of transcription by RNA polymerase II. Gene Ontology annotation, cellular component: histone acetyltransferase complex; nucleus.